CCCCAGCGCAGAGCAGCGCCGGCAGCCGGCGCCGCGAUGGAGGAAGAGCUGAAGUGUCCUGUGUGCGGCUCUCUGUUUCGGGAGCCUAUCAUCCUGCCCUGUUCCCACAAUGUCUGCCUGCCUUGCGCUCGCACCAUCGCGGUGCAGACCCCGGACGGCGAGCAGCACCUACCCCAGCCGCUCCUGCUUUCCCGGGGCUCGGGGCUGCCCGCGGGUGCCGCCGCUGCUCCCUCACUGGAGCACGACGCGGCGGCGGGCCCGGCCUGCAGCGGUGCCGGCGGGAGUGCAGCUGGCGGCCUCUGCGGCGGCGGUGCGGUAGGUGGUGGAGACCACGCGGACAAGCUGAGCUUGUACAGCGAGACAGACAGCGGCUAUGGGUCCUACACCCCGAGCCUCAAGUCCCCCAACGGGGUUCGCGUGCUGCCCAUGGUGCCCGCACCACCCGGCUCCUCCGCCGCCGCGGCUCGGGGUGCCGCCUGCUCCUCGCUAUCCUCGUCUUCGAGCUCCAUCACGUGCCCGCAGUGCCACCGCAGUGCCUCCCUGGACCACCGCGGCCUGCGUGGCUUCCAGCGAAACCGGCUGCUCGAGGCCAUCGUGCAGCGAUACCAGCAGGGCCGCGGGGCCAUGCCGGGGGCGUCUGCAGCCGCGGUGGUGGCCAUCUGCCAGCUGUGCGACCGCACCCCGCCAGAGCCAGCAGCCACGCUCCGCGAGCAGUGCGAAGUCCUUUACUGCGCUACCUGCCAGCUCAAGUGCCAUCCAUCCCGGGGACCCUUCGCCAAGCAUCGCCUGGUGCAGCCGCCGCUGCCACCGGCGCCCGCCGAGGCAGCCUCCGGGCCCACUGGCGCCGCCCAGGGCGCCCCCAGCGGAGGCGGCGGCUGCAAGAGUCCGGGAGGCGCAGGGGCCGGGGCGACUGGGGGCAGCACGGCCCGCAAGUUCCCCACGUGUCCCGAGCAUGAAAUGGAGAACUACAGCAUGUACUGCGUGAGCUGUCGAACCCCGGUGUGCUAUCUGUGCCUGGAGGAGGGCCGGCAUGCCAAGCACGAGGUGAAGCCGCUGGGGGCCAUGUGGAAGCAGCACAAGGUGAGCCCCCGGGACGCGGGAGUGCAGGUGCCAGGGAAGAGGGUACGAGGAGAAAGGCUCUUGGCCUCUCCCUUGGAGAGCUGGCAGAAAGUUGGUCAGAGGGUCAAGCAGGAAUUACCUCACUCAUUAGCCAUUCAUUCCAUCAGAUAG
Molecule: messenger RNA, 1230 nt
Organism: Rhinopithecus roxellana (golden snub-nosed monkey)
Lineage: Eukaryota; Metazoa; Chordata; Mammalia; Primates; Cercopithecidae
Product: tripartite motif-containing protein 67
Exons: 1
Coding region: 37-1230 (397 amino acids)
Molecular function (GO): zinc ion binding
Source: RefSeq, a predicted model, not a curated record